Messenger RNA from Chiloscyllium plagiosum (whitespotted bambooshark), 3780 nucleotides. Lineage: Eukaryota; Metazoa; Chordata; Chondrichthyes; Orectolobiformes; Hemiscylliidae. The record is from RefSeq and is a predicted model, not a curated record.
AUGCCAACACAAGACUGCAAACGGAUCAUUUAUCUGUGUCAUGUUGUUCAGAGCCAUUGGAGAAUAGAAGCCAUGACAGAGAAAAUUAAGGGACUGCGUUUGUGGCUAGGAAUAGAUAAAGAUGGAAACCAUUAUGUUGAAAACUGCAUUACCUGUUCACAAACAAUCCAGAGAGAUGAUGUUUUUGCCCACCAACGCAUUAAACGAGAUUAUUCAAUGAAUAAAUAUGGUACCUGCAGUACAUGGGGACAAGGAGCAAUCAGGACGUACACAGAUACAUUUUACCACAUGAUAUCAACAUGUAAAUACAUUCUGACUCGCCACUGUCUAGGCAAUGUGGAAGAUUUUAAUGUGGAAAUUCAGCGAAGCUCAAAUGGCAGUUUGGUGCACAUCUUCAUCAAACUCGAAGGUGUUAUGAUUGUAGUGGCGAAUGGGACAAUUAUGGUUAAAGGCACUGUAGUUUCAUUACCAUAUAUGGAAAAGGUGAUUAAUAUUCAACGAAAUGGAGUCGGCGUGUCAUUUUCAAACAGGAAGCAUUCUAUAAAGCUGAAUUGGAAUUACGAAGAUGGACUACAGGUAACAGUUGAUGCUCGUUACCAUGGACAAUUAUGUGGCCUUUGUGGAGCUUUUGAUGAAAGUGUCUCAGUAAUCUCUGAAAUGGACAUUAUCGAAUACAAACUUGGUCCUUCAGAUAUUUCCUGCACCACCACAUUCCCUAAAGAAAUUAAUUGUACCUCAGCUAAGACAAAAGACUGGUCAGUAAAAAUUGAAAUGCAUCCAUGUCAAACAGCAGUUAAGCAGACAUGUUUACAGCACGUGACAUACACAAAGUAUCAGGACAUCUACAUAUUCAAUAAUGAUGGCACUGUUGACUAUAAGGGAAAUAGAAUGGGAGUUCCUCUAGUAAAUGGUGAUAUAACAAUAUUUUUCCAGUCUUCAAUAUUCCUUCAAGUAUCAACAACGUCUGGGUUGAAAAUGCAAAUACAGAUACAUCCCAUCAUGCAGCUUUACAUCUCACUGCCCAAAAGUGCCAAAGGAACCACCAAAGGUUUAUGUGGAACCUUCAAUCACAAUGCAGAUGAUGACUUUCUAAGUGCCCAGAGCAUCGUGGAGUACACAUAUAUGACUUUUGCUGACUCUUGGAGAGAAAGUGAGAAUUGCCCUUCACCACAAGUGAAUCCUGCCUGUGUCAGUUCAGAAGAUGAAAUCUAUGUUAAACAAAAUUGUGACUGCUUAAAGGACCCCAAAGGUGUAUUCGCUAAAUGCCAUUCUGCAGUGGAGUUUGCCAAGUAUUAUGAAAUGUGUAAAGUUGCCUCAUGUCACUGUAAGAGGAUCGAUGACUGUAUAUGUGCUGCACUGGAAGCUUAUGCUCAUGCCUGUGCUGCAAAAGGCUUGGUUGUGCAUAACUGGAGAACAUCAAUAUGCGAGGUAACCUGCCCGAGCACUCAGGUUUUCCAGUAUAGUAUGACAGCCUGUAACCGUACCUGCAGAUAUCUGUCAAAGCCUGAUAUCACAUGUCAGGUUCAAGAUGUUCCAGUUGAUGGUUGUGGUUGCCCUGAGGGAAAGUACAUGAAUGAGAAAGGAGCAUGUGUGAGCAAAUCAGAAUGCCCAUGUUAUUUUGGUGGCUUGAUUGUGCAAAAAGGCAAGGAUAUUACUGUUAACGGAGUUAGCUGCCUAUGCAAAGGUGCUUUAUGGACAUGUACUGAACGCUCAUGUCCAAAGACCUGCCUAGUUUAUGGAGAUGGUCAUUACAUGACCUUUGAUGGAAGAAGAUACAGCUAUGAUGGCAACUGUGAAUACACCAUUGUUGAGGAUCAAUGUCAACGAGCAAUCGGUACAUUCCAAAUACUGGCGGAGAGUGUUUCCUGCUGUGAAAAUGGAGUGACCUGUUCACGGAAUAUCAGGAUUUUAUUUGAGGAUCGAGAACUAAUUCUCUUGAGUGGGAAUGGAGUAACUGAGGUGUCCCUUGGGAAAAUUCAGUGCACAGAUAAUCUCUACACACUUCACACUGUUGGACUGUAUUUAGUCCUGAGAUUUUCUAAUGGGAUCACUGUGAUAUGGGACAAACGUACAAGACUGUCAGUCACACUGGAUGAAAAGUGGAAGAAUAAAGUUUGUGGCCUUUGUGGAAAUUUCAAUGAUGACAUCGAAGACGAUUUGAAAACAAAGUGGAACUAUGUGGUGACCAGUCCUGUGGAGCUUGGCAACAGUUGGAAGACAAUGCACUCCUGCCCUAAUACAGUGAAUCAAACAUUCCCUUGUGACAGAAAUCCAUAUUGUUUAGCCUGGGCUCAGAGGAGAUGCAACAUAAUCAAUAGUGCAGUCUUUCAAGCUUGCCAUAAAAAGGUUAACCCAACUCCAUAUUAUGAUGCUUGUGUCGAAGAAGCUUGUGCUUGUGAUUUGGAGGGAAAAUAUCUGGGUUUCUGUACCGCAGUAGCUGUGUACGCAGAAGCUUGUAACAAGGUUGAUGUUUGCAUUCGCUGGAGAACUCCAGACCUGUGUCCUGUGUAUUGUGAUUAUUAUAAUGCUCCCGGUGAAUGCAGUUGGCACUAUCAGCCAUGUGGGACACUGACAACAAAAACCUGCUCAGACCAUUCCAUUGCAAAGAAGUUAUCUGCAAAUCUUGAAGGUUGUUAUGCUAAAUGCCCAGAGAAUGCUCCUUAUUUGGAUGAAAAUACAAUGAAGUGUGUUACACUACCCCAAUGUACUUGUUAUUAUGAUGGAAGAAUACUGCAACCCGGGUUUACAACCACAACAGUGAGCACAACUGUAUCAUCCAUUUCAACUCCAUUUACAUCAUUAACAACUACAUCCUCUUCAACAAUAACAAGCACAGAACAAACAACGACAACAACAGGGAUAACCACCACACCAAGUUCAACUGCCAGUUCCACAACGGAAGCGACCACAACAACAGGGACAAGCACAAUAACUGCAACGACUGUCAGUUCGACAACUGAAUCAACAGCUACAACACUAACAACCAUCACAAGUGGAUCUACUGCCAGUUCCACAACUGAAGAAACAACCAAAUCUGUACCACCAACUACAACUGGCUCUAUCAGUGCUUCGACAAGAGAACAAACAACGACAACAACAGGGAUAACCACCACACCGAGUUCAACUGCCAGUUCCACAACGGAGGUGAUCUGUCUUGGUGAAUGGUCAUCCUGGUCCAAUACGCACACACCAAACACCACCAGUCCAUAUGAUUUUGAACUGAUCUACCCUGUGCGCAAGCGAUUGUGUUCUCUAUAUGAUUCUAUUGGAGACAUUCAGUGUCAAUUGGUCCAAAACACUUCAAGGCCACCCAGUGAAUCAACAGAACACGUGAAGUGUAUUAGAGGAUUAGGAUUGCUGUGUCGUCUUCACCAAAAUUCAUCACAGGAAUUUUGUUCAGACUACCAAAUUCGAGUUUGCUGUGAAAAUCAAGCCUCAACAACACUUCCGACGACAACCGGUCUAAGGACAACCUCCACUGAAACAAGUACACCUGGGACAAGCACCUCAACUGCAACGACUGUCAGUUCUACAACUGAAUCAACAGCUACAACACAAACAACUACCACAAGUGGAUCUACUGCCAGUUCCACAACUGAAGAAACAAUCACAUCUGUACCACCAACUACAACUGGUUCUACCAGUGCUUCGACAAGAGAACAAACAACGACAACAACAGGGAUAACCACCACACCGAGUUCAACUGCCAGUUCCACAACGGAGCAAAAAACUACAACAACUGAGACAACAACCACAGCCAGUUCCACAUCCCGUGAGUGA